Molecule: messenger RNA, 501 nt
Organism: Babesia bigemina
Lineage: Eukaryota; Apicomplexa; Aconoidasida; Piroplasmida; Babesiidae
Product: RNAse P protein subunit domain containing protein, putative
Exons: 1
Coding region: 1-501 (166 amino acids)
Biological process (GO): tRNA processing
Cellular component (GO): nucleolar ribonuclease P complex
Source: RefSeq, a predicted model, not a curated record
AUGGAUCAGUUGCCGAAGCAGAAGGAUGUGACCCCUGCUAAAGGCAGGGAUAGGUGCGAAGCUGCUAAGGCAGCUUUUGCGAAAAAUGUGCACGUUAAACGUGUUAGUUAUCUGUUGAAUGCAGCGGUAAAUAUGGCCAAUGAUUACCCUAACAUAAGCCGCGCUUACAUCCGUGAGCUUAGGGAAAUCGCAAAUAAACAUGUAAUAAGACUUGACCCUUCCUUCAAGCUGAACUUCUGCAAGGGAUGUAACACUGUCACACUGCCUGGAAUAAAUGCAGUUUACACGGCGGAGUGCCAUCAAGAAUGGCACAGGAACGUGCCGGGAAACCAAGGUGUACGUGACGCCACUUCCUGCGCACCUGAGAUGCCAGGGCACUACGACAAACCUCCUGAUGACAACCAGUUCGAUGAGUUGUCGUAUGAUUGGCUGGCGGUGACCUGCUGCGUAUGCACUCGUACCCGGAGGACGAAGCUGAAACACCCUGAAGUAAACGACUGA